GUUUUCUCUUUCAGAGUCCUUCUCCCCUCCUGCUUCCCUCCCAAUUCCGAGAAAGGGAGGCUUCUCUCCCUCGUUGGUGCUUCCUGGCCAUCGUCUGACUAAACAGGAUCCUGUGACCAAUACUGAAAAACAAGCUUUCCAAAGGGAUUUGAAAGAACCAUCGUACUCUAUGGCCAAAAGAAAAUACUCCAGCACCAGCAGCUUUGUCUCUAUUUGUAUAUUUGCAGUAUCUUGUAAUAUCAUCUCUGCCUCUACGGAAGAUGGAUUCAUAGCAAACUAUUCUAGGACAACCCGAUACACAGUUCCAAAGAACAUACCAUCAAGAACAACAGUAUUGGAUUUAUCCCACAACCAAAUUAAAGAAAUUCGGGUUUUUGAUUUCAGUUCCCUUCCCAAACUGCAAGUGUUAAUGCUGUUUGACAACCAGAUCAGAGUGCUUAACUUCAGUGUCUUCCAAUACAAUGAAGACCUACAGUAUCUAGAUUUAUCCCAUAACAACUUGCAGGCUCUUUUUGGUUUUCCUGUGCCAAGUCUCAGGCAUUUAGAUGUCUCUUAUAAUAAUGACAUAAAGAUGACCUUUUGCUCUGACUCAAGCACGACACGGAAGCUGGAGUAUUUUGGCCUGAGUACUAGGAGAAUGCAGAAACCAGAUUUCUGUGUUCUGGCUCAUUUGCAAGUAGAAACUCUAUUCCUGGGCUUAGAAGAUCUCUCGGAAUAUAACUCUACUUUCCUUCCAGCAUUCAAUAUGAAAAACCUUCGGAUUGCGCUCCCCAACAUAAGGAGGUUCCCCAUUCUGUCGAAUCUAGACCUCAAUGUUACAGAAAGUUUAGAGCUUUCAAAUAUUCAAGGUUACCAAAUCAAGGACUUGGGAACGUUUCUAUCGAAACUCAACAAAAACGGAAGACUGCUGAAUUUAACAAUGACUAAUAUAGAACUUGGCUGGAGAGAUAUCGUGAAUGUUUUCACGGUUGUGUGGAAAUCUACCAUUAGAUAUUUCCAUAUCUAUAAUGUGACCGUUUUAGAAUUUGACGAUGCAGUUUUCAGUAACAUUGAUACCUCUCUACAGGCUUUGACCAUUGAACAGACCAGACUUGGUACCGUGAGCAUUGAUCAAAACAUUGUUUAUAAAACUUUUUCAGACAUGAACAUUCCAGCUCUGACAAUCUCUGAUUCUGGUAUAUUAUUCAUGCAUUGCCCUUCAAAACCCAGUCGCUUCACGUACUUAUGUUUUUCAAACAACACACUGACUGACAUACUUUUCCAAAAUUGCAACAACCUCCCUCUCCUAGAAACACUCAUUUUGCAGAGGAAUUACCUUAAAGAUCUUACAAAAGUGAGCUUAAUGACAAAUACCAUGAAGUCUCUGAAAUAUUUGGAUGUGAGUCACAAUUUCUUGCAAUAUGAUGGCGAGAAUAAGUGCCACUGGGCUGACAAUAUGGUUGAAUUGAAUUUGUCAUCUAACAUACUGUCUGAAUUAGUCUUUAGAUGUUUGCCAGUCAACGUUAAAAUUUUGGAUCUGCACGAGAACCAUAUUUCAAGGGUUCCCAAAGAGAUGCUGAAGCUGAACAAUUUAGAAGAGCUGAAUUUGGCUUUUAAUAAGUUAACUGCGUUGCCUGGAUGUGAUCAUUUCAGAAGUCUCAGAUUGCUGAACAUAGAAAAUAAUUCUGUUCUUUCUCAAUCUUCUGAAUUCUUUGAAAGCUGCCAAUACGUCCAAAGAUUAAAAGGAGGAAACAAUCCGUUCAAGUGCUCCUGUGAAUUAAGAGAGUUCAUUAAUCUUGGGAAACAGGGGUCAGUGGAGUUGGUUGGAUGGCCUGAUUCUUACAUGUGUGAAAAACCUGAAUAUGUAAGGGGAACACCUUUAGCAAAUUUUCACAUUUCAAAACUUUCUUGUAAUGUGACUCUCCUUGUUGCUGUAAUUCUGAUUAUUACAGUGGUCUUAGGAGUAGCUGUUUGCAUCAUCUGCCUCCGUUUUGAUAUCCCAUGGUAUUUGAAGAUGAUAUGGCAGUGGACCCAAGUUAAACGUAGGAACUGGAAGAGUCAGCAGCUGAACACUAUACAGUUCCAUGCCUUUGUCUCCUAUAGCGAGCAUGACUCUGACUGGGUCAAAACUGUCCUGAUUCCAAAUCUGGAGAAGGAAGAUGGCUCCAUCCGGAUCUGCCAACAUGAAAGGAACUUUGUGGCAGGGAAGAGCAUUGUCGAGAACAUCAUAGACUGCAUCGAGAAAAGUUACAAGUCAAUCUUUGUACUGUCUCCCAACUUUGUGCAGAGCGAAUGGUGCCAUUAUGAGCUCUACUUUGCCCAUCAUAAGUUGUUCAGUGAAGAUGUUUAUGGCUUAAUCCUUGUUUUGUUAGAGCCAAUCCCUACCUAUAUCAUUCCUGCCAGGUAUCACAAACUGAAGGCCUUGAUGGCCAAGAGAACGUACUUGGAGUGGCCAAAGGAGAAGAGCAAGCAUGGACUUUUCUGGGCUAACCUUAGGGCAGCCAUUCAGAUUGUGCUUCCUAACAAUGAAGAAACGGAGGAAUUCUAGAUUUUUUAAAAAUCAGUUUGUAUAUUCACACAGUCAGAGAAAGUGUUCAUUUUAUGAGUAAAGUGUAAAGUUCAAGGAUCACAAUUUUCUAAAACAAGCAUUUUGAAAAUGUGCAAAGGUUUCUAAAUGAAAUGAACACAAUUAUUGUGUCAUUGUUGUUUGCCUUCAGGUUGUUUCUGGUGUGUGGCAACCUAAGAUUUUUCCUAGUUCCAACAGACCUCACUACCUCUGAGGAUGCUUGCCACAGAUGCAGGCGAAACGUCAGGAGAAAUGCCUCUAGAACAUGGCCAUAUAGCCCAAAAAAACCUACAACAACCCAGUGAUUCUGGCCAUGAAAGCCUUUGACAAUACAUUGAACCUAAGAUUAACCUAUCAUGGUGUUUUCUUGGCAGGAUUUGUUCUUGUUAGGUUGACCAUCCUCUGAGGCUGAGAGAGUAUGACUUGCCAAAGUCUCCCAGUUUAUCUCCAUGGCCAAAUGUGGAUUUGAACCCUGGUUUUGAGCUAAUCCAACUCAGACCACUGCACCAUGGUGUAAUAUUUAUGAAGCAAUGCUGCAAUGUAGCAUCUCUAGAAAAAGACCAAGUAUAGUUCAAAACCACUCAUGACCCAUGAAGCAUGAUGGGAUCAUUGUUAAGAAAGUAAGACUCUGCUGUUCACACAUAACAAUGCCACUAUGAGUUGCUGAUGAAAAGCUCUUCCGUCUUGCAUAAUUUUCUUGAACGUGCGGGUACAAAUGUUUGACUGUAGUAUCAAUCCUCCAUUACCACUGGAUAUGCUGAUGGAGGUUGCAGUGAACUUCCUAUCGCGAGUCUCCAAAAACAAAAUGGUCCUCAUGCUAAUACCUGACACAGAAAGUUGUAUUUUUUUUCUGUAUCAAAUCUGUACUUGCUUUUGGCUGAAAUAACUAAAUAUGCCUUCUCUUUCCAGCUGAAGUCAUUAUCAUGCUGGGAGGUUUUGAGCUGCAACACUAGUGGCUUCAGUUUGAUUUAGCAAUUGGUAGGGUGCACCGAUACUGGAUGGCCAUCUGUCAGGGGUGCUUUGAAUGCGAUUUUCCUGCUUCUUAGUAGGGGGUUGGACUGGAUGGCCCAUGAGGUCUCUUCCAACUCUAUAAUUCUACUAUACUAUAGAAUUAAUGAAGUUCAAUUAAUGAAGCUCAAUGCUAUGAUAUAACGGGAAUUGUAGUUUUGCAGGAUCUUUAACCUCACCAAACUACAAAUCCCAGGAGUCUAUAGCUUUAAACCAUGGCAUUUGAAGUGAUGUCAAACUGCAUCAAUUAAAACCUGGUUUUGGAGCUGCACAGAUUAAACUACAUUCUUCUGCUACCACCUGCUGGCUAGCAUUUAUAUUACAAUGUCUCAAAUUUGCUUGGUUGUACCUAGUUGUUUGCAAACUUCUACACCAGAUUGUUAGAAAAUGCUUGCAAAUUUCUACAAGACAUCUGUGAACAAAUUGGUAGUCUUGAAUUAGCCGCAUGGUUAGAGGCCAAAGACUUCCAUUUCUAAACCUAGAUCACAGAAUGAUGUCACAUGUUUUGCACUAAAGAAGUAUUUAUGCCAUUUUGACUCUGUUGCUGUUAUUGUUAAGAUGCACUGUUACCUUGAAUAAAUACUUUUGUUUGGGAAUAUUUUAAGUCCACUAGUAUA
Molecule: messenger RNA, 4170 nt
Organism: Anolis sagrei ordinatus
Lineage: Eukaryota; Metazoa; Chordata; Lepidosauria; Squamata; Anolidae
Product: toll-like receptor 6
Biological process (GO): toll-like receptor signaling pathway; cellular response to bacterial lipopeptide; immune response
Cellular component (GO): plasma membrane
Molecular function (GO): lipopeptide binding; transmembrane signaling receptor activity; Toll-like receptor 2 binding
Source: RefSeq, a predicted model, not a curated record